Miscanthus lutarioriparius is the source of this 1329-nucleotide messenger RNA. NCBI's taxonomy places the organism in Eukaryota, Viridiplantae, Streptophyta, Magnoliopsida, Poales, Poaceae. The record is from the annotation of a GenBank genome assembly.
AUGGCGGGGUCGAGGUUCGGGUCGUUCAAGUCGGAGAAAGGCGACUCCGCCUCCGCGGCGGCGGGGGCGGCGGGUGGAGCGGCGCAGAGGAGGGACCCGUACGAGGUGCUCGGGGUGGGCCGCACCGCCACCGACCAGGAGAUCAAGAGUGCGUUCCGACGCAUGGCGCUCAAGUACCAUCCGGACAAGAGUGGUGAUGACCCUAUUGCAUCAGACAAGUUCCAGGAAGUCACAUUCUCCUACAACAUCCUGUCAGAUCCAGAUAAGAGGCGGCAGUACGAUACAUCAGGAUUUGAUGCAAUCGAAUCCGAUAGUCAGGAAUUGGAGCUGGACCUAUCGAGUCUCAAUACUGUAAACACGGUGUUUGCAGCUCUUUUUAGUAAGCUUGGUGUGCCAAUUAAAACAACUGUUUCAGCAACAGUUUUGGAGGAGGCAUUGAAUGGGUCGGUUAUGGUUUCUCAACUCCAGCUAGGAAACUCAGUGCAGAGAAAGGUGGAAAAGCAAUCGGCCCAUUUCUAUUCUGUGGACAUAACUGAAAAACAAGCUAAAAUGGGGCUAGUUUGUCGUGUUCACUCAAACGAUAAGAGCAAAUUCAAGUUGCUUUAUUUUGAGCUUGAAGAAAAUGGUGGGCUUAGUCUUGCACUACAGGAAGACAGUGUGAAGGUUGGGAAAGUUACUGCUGCAGGGAUGUAUUUCCUUGGUUUUCCUGUGUACCGUUUUGAACAAAAUAACCUGGCAGCUGCUGCAAAGGAUUCUGAUGGUGCAUUCUUUAAAAGAUUGGAUAGCUUUCAGCCAUGUGACAUACAUGAACUGAAACCUGGAACCCACUUCUUUGCUGUCUAUGGUGACAAUUUCUUUAAGAGCGCAAGUUAUACUAUAGAGGUUGUAUGUGGUGAAUCUUUUCCUUCCGAAAAGGAGAUGCUACGAAAUGUGGAGGCAAAGAUACUCACAAAACGAGCUGAACUUUCCAAAUUUGAGUCAGAGUAUAGGGAGGUUUUGGCAAAGUUCACUGAAAUGACCAGCAAAUACACACAAGAAAUGCAAGCGAUUGAUGAUCUUCUGAAGGAAAGGAAUGAGAUCCAUGCUUCCUAUACCAACAAUCCACCUCUAAAACGGAGUUCCAGCAGGAAUAAAGGCAAGUCACCUUCGAAAGUGGCCAAAACCGAUACAGAAAAACAUCCUCGGAAGGAAAAGAAAGUGAAGGAUCACUGCAUGGAGGGAUAUGGAAGUGACAGUGAUAACUCAAGUGAAAAGAAAUCAAAAGAGCGGUUCCCAAGGAAGAAAUGGUUGAACAUUCCAUUCAAACUUGACAGGAGAAAGACAUGCUGA